Messenger RNA from Phytophthora nicotianae INRA-310, 2450 nucleotides. RefSeq lists its product as hypothetical. The transcript is spliced from 4 exons. Gene Ontology annotation, molecular function: protein binding. Bases 188 to 2368 code for a protein of 726 amino acids. NCBI's taxonomy places the organism in Eukaryota, Oomycota, Peronosporomycetes, Peronosporales, Peronosporaceae. The record is from RefSeq and is a predicted model, not a curated record. Gene Ontology annotation, biological process: post-embryonic development.
GAUGAUCUCUUCCCUGGCUCUGGAUUGGACGACUACCGUGAUUGGAAGAGCACGGAUAAUACCCACUAUACAGUAAGCGCAGUUCCAGAGGUAUGGCUGCACCAAGUGAUGUUUCUUUGGGAGCUCUUCGCGACUUCAAAGUAGUUUAGUUAAAGGAUUGACAAAGAGUCGUCUUGAAAACGUAAAAAUGCAGCGAGCUCGACGCCUUGCCCCGAAGUUUCGCCCUGCUCCUCUGAAGCCUCGCGCCAAGCUCCAGGAAGCGGACAGCUUCUGCGUUUCAUGCGGCUGCCGCAACGUUAUCGUCUUUCGACAGAACAAAAACAGUCUGAGGCUCAUCAAGUGCCACAACUGUGGAGUCAUCUCACCAGACUUCAGUCAAUCCAAACCGCGAUCAGGAGUUCGCGAGGAUUUCACGCCACUGGACAAGGCACGAGCUCACGAAAUGGCCGACCAGAUUCUAGAUGCAUUCACGCACCAACGCACGAAACAAAAUUUGCAACGAGCACUUGCAUCUGCUCGAGGAGAUCUGGGGCUUAUUUGUCAUAAAUACCUUCCCGUCGCGAUUGAGAUCUUCGCUCACGUGGUUUCCCUCUUCGGUUUCUCCGAGAGUAUCGAAGGAGUACAGGAGAGUGUCCGAGUCAUGCAAACGCACGCUAGAGAUGACGAGCAACUCGUGCAAAAGCUCAUCAGCAUCCGGAGACUUCUCACACCUACUGGAAAUUGGAUCCAAGAAGACAAAGAUGCUGAAAAGGAUGACGAGCAUCGCAGAGAACUGGGAACCCAAGCGCUUCUGCUGAAGAAAGAAGAAGAACGUCGUAAAGAAGUGCUCUCACAGGAGAACGCAAAGAAGGCUCGGCUACGAGCGAAGAAAAUCGCUUUGGGUCUUGACCCGUCCGUCCAACGUCCUCCUGUUCUGUUGGACGUUCCCCCGCCAGUUGUAGCAGCUAUCGAGAACGCGUCUCUGGAACUGCGAGUCAAUGCCAAAUUCGUCCAAAAAUUCACGUGGUUUUUCAAUGGCCAUCCGAUCGAAACGGAGGAAUUCGUCUCCGGUAUCAAUCGAUGUACACUUUUAGUCUCAAAACUAACUAAGCGGGUGACUGGCGAGUACUAUUGCACGUGCGAGAAUGAAGAUGGGACGGUUACCUCUUCAACCAGUCGGGUAUCACUCGCAAUCUUGACACUCACUCGACUCGGAACGAAAGCUCUUGGAACGCUGGCGACUUCUUCCAUGUACGUGUGCGAUAAGAGUAUGAUGCUGACAUGUGUGAGUGGCAAAAUCAAUCUGUACGAUGCGAAAUCUCUCGCUCCGGUUAAGGCAUUCCCAGCGCUUCCGACAGCUAUGAGAGCUCUGGUAUGGGAUCCAAUAACAAAAAUGGCGGCAGCAUUUUCAACUUCUACCCAACAGGAGAACCCGAAUGAAGCUCCCCAAGUGUACUUUUACUCAGUAGAGCGCUCCGAUGGAGAGAAUACCAACGGAAUUGCCCUGACAACUACAAACCGUCGACGCAACCCCAGUAACAUUGGCAUACCCAAGUCGAAGGUGCCAUCCAUUGGCAAUUCGCUCAAGUUUCAACUGGUGAACGUCCAAUCCGUCGACGCAGUGACCCAAGUCCAUGCAGCAGAAUUCGUCAACAACGGGAAGAUGCUUGUCGUGACAGACAUGAUGCAUCAAGUCGCGCUGUACGAUCUCUCCCCUUCGUUCCACUGCAAAAAGAAUUUUCGUUUCGGUAGUGAUGUGGUUUGUCACGUCGCGGUUAGUCCAAAAGCUCCGAUGCUAUUCGCGCUGGCAUUCCGUAAUAAACCGUCGAUCAAAGUCUACUACAUCACAACCGACAAGAAGACUACACGCACAGAGAUAUUAGAACAUCAUAUCGACUUCAAGUUCCCUGUACACCGAACAUCGUUUGAUUUGUCAGGCGUUUCCCUGGCUGUGGCGGAAACUGGGUUCAUGAAGUCGUGGGUCUCCAUCGUCAAUGUGGAUAGGAAGACACCUUCCAACAAGCGCUUCGUUGCACACGCAGGCAAAAUCUCUGGGUUGCAGUGGACAAGGAGUUCUUCUUUGCUGAUUUCCAGCAGCCAUGACGGGUACGUCAAGGUGUGGGAUCCUGUAGCGAUGUCCAAUCUCUUGAGUGUUCACGUCGAGACGUACGGGGUUCAUUCGAUGCUGUUGAUUGAGGAGCUCGCAGUUUUGAUCACUUUGGGAUACAACGACUGUCGUCUUCAAAGUCAAUCAAUUCUUCAAUUAACCGAACUGGAGGCAUCUCGACUAGUUGAAUUGAACAAGCAAGCAGCAAACAUCCAGAAGAGCUGGAAAGGCAGGAAGACGCGUCAGCUAAUAGCCACGUACAUCAGAGGCUCAAAGGCUUAACUCCAUCUUCAGAUAACCUCGCAAAAAUAGACCCGGUGUCUAUAUGAUUCUCAGCGUACCAGUUAGUUUUGGAAAACUUUUU